AUGUCCAGGAAUUCAGAGAAGGCAAACUCCCUUCUUAACAGGUACCAUAGACAGAAAAAUGUUCUUCCUGUCACAGGAGAUGCUAGGCCAAAAAGAGUGCAGUCUGUGAAAGACUUGCGAGUAGCAGAAAAAUUUCGAUUAUUGUGUGUCCAGGAGAUUUCGCAGAAGAUAUCGAGAAUCAAUGACGUCUCUCUCAAUGAUUAUCAGAUACGUGAUUUAAAUGAUGAAUUGAACAAAUUGACGAAAGAAAGAUUUGCCUGGGAGUAUCACAUCAAGGAAUUGGGUGGGCCAAAUUACAUCCUGAAUUCCAACAAAGCCAUGAGCAGCGUUAAUGUUGACUCAAGUGGGUACAGGUAUUUUGGACGAGCUAAAGAUCUUCCCGAUGUUAAACAGAUGCUGGAGGCAAGGAAGAAACAUAAAACUGAACAAGAAACACAGAUACAAGUAGCAAAAGAUAAAAAACUGCGUUUACGUCUUUUAGAAGAGUCAAAAGAAAAACUACCUCUAUCCUACUUCGGAGUGGUGAACACAACAGUUGAAGAGACAAGUCACACUGAUGCACAGGGCCAGGACGAAGAACUCCUGGAAUACGAAAGCAGACUAACAACUGAACGCAGGCGGAAACUGAACGUUCAAUUUAGUGGCGCUUCUACAAGAUCUGACGACGAAGUUUCCCUUCUACACCUUAAAAUACCGGAGAGUUCAGCAAUUGAGAAAUACAUUAUACAAAAAAAGAAGGAAAAGCUCCUAUCCAGUCUUUAG
Messenger RNA from Komagataella phaffii GS115, 762 nucleotides. Its product is annotated as Component of the spliceosome complex involved in pre-mRNA splicing. The record is from RefSeq and is a predicted model, not a curated record. The transcript has a single exon. Gene Ontology annotation, biological process: mRNA 3'-splice site recognition; generation of catalytic spliceosome for second transesterification step. The coding region runs from base 1 to 762 and encodes 253 amino acids. Lineage: Eukaryota; Fungi; Ascomycota; Pichiomycetes; Pichiales; Pichiaceae. Gene Ontology annotation, cellular component: Prp19 complex; catalytic step 2 spliceosome; post-mRNA release spliceosomal complex.